AAAAAACGAUUCUAGGAAACGAUUCUUUAACCUUAUGAAUGACGUUAAAAAUCUUCAACGUUCGCUUAAAUGUCACCUAGACGAUAAAGACUACAUUAAAUUAGAACAAAUCACUGAAAAAGCUCGGGAGAAUAUGUUUAUAAAGUCAAAAGAACGAUUAGUGAAAAAAUUUCUAAUAUUGCAAAAUGAACGUGAAAAUAAAAACGAUAAUGCCGAAAAAACAACAAACUAUAAAAAGAAUGCUGUCCUAAACUUAUGCGAUACCGACAUUCCAGUAAGUCAUAAUAAUUUUCUAAACCUCGGUCCACACUUUGUACCAUCUUUAAAGUCGAUACCAUAUAUGGAUAUUAUUACAGCCACGGAAUCCUCUGCGUUAAAAUUAGAAUACAACAAUAAAAUUGAAAAUGCCCAAGACCUAAGGAAAAAUGUUUUAAGAGAACUAAAAACCGGAAAAAAAUUAAAUAAUAAUCUUACAAAAGAACAAUGGAAAGCUUAUAGAGAAAUAAAAGAGGAAAAAAACGUUGACAUAUAUCCAUUUGACAAAGGGACAGGUUUUGUACGAAUCGAACAUUCAAAAGCCUUGGAAAAAAUUCGCGAACAAAUAGGCCCAACAAAAAUAGUAAGUGAAGACCCUACUGCAAAUUACGCGGCUAAAAUUCGUAGAUGUCUUUCAAAACUAAAUAAAAGAAACUGUUUUUCAAAAGAGGAAUACGAAAAAAUAUAUCCUAGUGAUCCCAUCCCGCCUCGUAUGUAUGGUGUAAUCAAAGCCCACAAACCUGAAAAAUUCUAUCCUAUGAGAAUAAUUAUCUCCACAAUCGGCACAGCAAACUACGGAAUAUCUGAGUUCUUAGUUAAGAUAAUACAACCAGUUUUGAAUGAAAACUUGACAAGAUUAAAAAAUUCCUUUGACUUUAUUAAAAAAGCUGAAUCUUGGAAAAUUGACAAUAAUGAAGUUCAGGUAUCUUUUGAUGUCGUAAAUCUGUAUCCGUCGGUUCCUUUAAAAGAAGCCACCCUUGUUCUUAUAGAAAAAUUAAAUAAUAAUACAACAUAUAAAAAACUAACAAGACUAAGUAUACCUGAGAUAAAACAACUUAUAGAACUUUGUUUAUUUCAAUGUUAUUUUCAUUGGAACAAUGAAAUUCAUAUAAUGGAAAACUCGGGUCCAAUUGGACUUUCGUUCAUGGUCGUUCUUGCAGAAUCAUUUCUACAAUUCCAUGAAAACAAUGCAAUUAAAGUUGCACUAAAUUUCAACCCUGCACUUAACCUCAAAUCGUUCUUAAGAUAUGUCGAUGAUAGUCACGCAAGGUUUCCAGAUCUCAACCAAGCAAAACAUUUCCAAUACAUUUUAAAUCAACAACAUCCUUCCAUCCAGUAUACAAUUGAAGUUGAAAACGAGUUAGGAACACUAAAUUAUCUGGAUAUACAAAUUAUGAAUAAAAAAACAGGAAAGUAUGAAUACGCAGUAUAU
Messenger RNA from Hydra vulgaris (swiftwater hydra), 1468 nucleotides. The record is from RefSeq and is a predicted model, not a curated record. NCBI's taxonomy places the organism in Eukaryota, Metazoa, Cnidaria, Hydrozoa, Anthoathecata, Hydridae.